AUGUGGGAUAUAGCUCCAGAAUUUGGUGCUGCAAUAGUUUUCGCCGAACAUCGUUAUUAUGGUGAAAGUUUACCAUUUGGAAAUGAAACAUAUUCAAAUAUAUCAACAAUGGCAUAUUUAAGUUCAGAACAAGCACUUGGAGAUUUUGCUGUUUUAAUUAAAUAUUUAAAAGAAAAAAGAAUUAUUAAUGCUACAAAAAAAGCUGUUGUUUCAUUUGGUGGUUCUUAUGGUGGAAUGUUAACUGCUUGGAUGCGUAUUAAAGUUUAUAAUUUUUUUCGGCGCUGGUCUAGUUUAUGCGUCCAAUCAAAAAAUAAUUGGAUUUUUCUUAGUAUUACAAAGUUGGGGUAUGGUUCCAAAGCAUUUCUUCAUGUUCGGGACGUACGCCCACUGGGUCUGGGACAUUCGUUGCCUUAUCCCUCGAAAUUUCUGAAAGUUAAAUUGUUUUUUCGAAAUUUUUAA
Meloidogyne enterolobii is the source of this 459-nucleotide messenger RNA. NCBI's taxonomy places the organism in Eukaryota, Metazoa, Nematoda, Chromadorea, Rhabditida, Meloidogynidae. The record is from the annotation of a GenBank genome assembly.